Solea solea (common sole) is the source of this 6051-nucleotide messenger RNA. It is a transcript of the gene vps8, whose product is annotated as VPS8 subunit of CORVET complex. Gene Ontology annotation, cellular component: HOPS complex; late endosome; CORVET complex. The record is from RefSeq and is a predicted model, not a curated record. Gene Ontology annotation, biological process: endosomal vesicle fusion; vesicle-mediated transport; protein targeting to vacuole. Bases 69 to 4295 code for a protein of 1408 amino acids. The transcript has 46 exons. Gene Ontology annotation, molecular function: protein binding. NCBI's taxonomy places the organism in Eukaryota, Metazoa, Chordata, Actinopteri, Pleuronectiformes, Soleidae.
CGGUGCUUCCUGUCACACAGUAAACAGUAGAGGAGCUGUUCUUCUCUUGGUUCCUCAUAGACUGAGACAUGUCGGAGUCCCCGGACACAGGCAGCCUCCUCUCUGCCUCCUCACAGCUGAACCUGAUGGAGGUGGACACGAUUGAUGAUAAGGAGUUUGACAUUCCUCAAGUGGACACACCUCCCACACUGGAGAGCAUCCUCAAUGAGCUGGAUGAUGAGGAGGAACCGUUUGUCCUGGAGGACACGUGUGUGCUGAGCGCAGACAACAUGGACGCUCACUCCUGUGACACGUCCUCUCUGGCCAGCUCGGACAGCGGAGACCCCGCCCAUCUCAAACGAAAAAAGAGGACCGUGGACCUGAACACCACAGUGCAUGGAUCUGUUCUUCGACACAGUCUGCUGAAGGGCAUUUCUGCACAGAUCGUCUCUGCUGCUGACAAAGUGGAUGCCGGGCUGCCGACUGCCAUAACGGUGUCAGGUGUGAUUGCUGUGGGGACUUCUCAUGGUCUGGCUUUGGUCUUUGAUACCAACCAGGCCCUGCGGCUCUGUCUGGGCACCAAGACGACUGGGGCAGAGUUUGGAGCUGUCUCCGCCCUCAGCAUCAACCACGACUGUUCACGGCUUUUGUGCGGGUUUGCCAAAGGACAGAUCACAAUGUGGGAUCUGGCCAAUGGGAAGCUUCUGAGAACGAUCACAGAUGCUCACCCUCCAGGGACAGCGAUACUGCAUCUGAAGUUCACAGAUGAUCCGACUCUUGCAGUGUGCAAUGACAGUGGAGGAUCGGUGUUUGAGCUGGCGUUCAGGAGGGUGAUGGGGAUGCGCUCCUGUGACUCCCGCUGUCUCUUCAGUGGCUCUAAAGGAGAAGUGUGCUGUAUUGAGCCUCUGCGUGCUCCUCCAGACUUCAGAGACCAUCCCAUCACACACUACUCUCUGCUGGCUAUGGCCUCUCUCACCAAAAUUCUGGUCAUUGGACUGAAGCCCUCCCUUAAAGUCUGGAUGACCUUUCCUUACAGCAAGUCUGAUCCAUCCAGUGUUCCUCAGCUCGCCUGGCAGUUUGUUCCAGUUCAGAAGACCAUUAACCCAGUCCUGGCUUUUUGCAAAGGAGAUACAGUCCACUUCCUGCUGGUUAAGAAGGAGGAGACGGGGACGAUCCACGUCAUCAAACAAAGACAACUCCACCUCAGCUGUGACAUCAUCAGCCUGAGUUGGAUCAACAGUCGUACUCUGGUCCUGGUGGACAGCCAUGAAAAGCUUCAUGUGGUGGACCGGCCCAGUCAGGAGGUUCUGGAGACUCAGGACCUGGAGCAGGUGCAGCUGGUCUACAACAGCCGACAUUUCAAAUCCCUGGCUACAGGAGGAAACGUCUCGCAGGCUCUGGCUUUAGUUGGAGAGAAGGCCUGCUACCAGUCAGUCUCAAGCUACGCAGGACAGAUUGUCUAUUUAGGCACUAAGUCAGCUCACAUUAUGACUCUACGCAACUGGAGAGAGCGUAUUGACUGCCUGCUCAAACAGGAGCAUUUUGUGGAGGCACUGUCUUUGGCUUGGUCCUUCCAUGAGGGCACAGCUAAGGCUGUGGUCGGUUUGUUUGGGGAUCCAGUAAAAAGGAAGGGAGUGAUAGCUGACAAGAUGGUCGAGAUCCUCUGCCAGUUUACUGAACAUGCUCUGAAGAAGUGUCCAGAACAUGGAAAAAUCCAAGUGAUGGAGCAACAUUUCCACGAUGUUGUUCCAGUCCUGGUGGAUUACUGCCUGCUGCUACAGAGAGCCGACCUGCUGUUUAACCAGCUGUAUUCUCGGCUGCUGGAGAACUCGGUUGCUAAGGGAGUUUUCCUGGAGUGUCUGGAGUCGUACAUCGUCACCGAACGCCUCGGUCAUCUCACCACCCCCAUCAUGAAGGACCUCCUUGCUCAUUACCAUGGAAACGGCAUGAUGGACAGUUUGGAGCGAUGCAUCGUUCAUCUGGACAUCACCAGUCUGGACAUACAGCAGGUUGUCCGUGUGUGUUGGGAGAACCAGCUCUAUGAUGCGAUGAUGUACGUGUUCACCAGUGGCAUGAAUGACUACAUUACACCUAUGGAGAAACUGUUUGCAGUGAUUGGACCACCACUCGGGGAGGGGAGGAGCCUAACAGAUGAGGAAGUGGUGAUGGGAAACAAACUCCUGGUUUACAUAAGCUGUUGCCUUGCAGGAAGGGCAUAUCCACUGGGUGAAAUUCCUGAAGACCUUGUGAUUCAAGUCAAGAACCAGGUGUUUGAGUUCCUGAUCCGUCUCCACUCAGCUGACUCGUCAGAGGAGGAGGAGGUUUUCCCAUUUAUCCGCACACUCCUUCACUUUGACACCCGUGAGUUCCUCAAUGUCCUUGCCAUGACAUUUGAGGACUUUAAGAAUGACAAGCAGGCCCUUGAGUACCAGCAGAGGAUUGUGGACAUCUUACUUCAGGUGAUGGUAGACAACCCAGAUUUUACUCCCUCCCAGGUGGGCGGGCUCUUUACCUUUUUGGCUCGACAACUGGCCAAGCCAGACAACACACUUUUUGUCAACAGGAAGCUCUUUGAUCAGGUUCUGGAGUUCCUCUGUUGCCCUGACGACGACUCCCGGCACACAGAGAGGCAGCAGGUGCUGCUGGAGCUGCUGCAUGUUGGUGGCGUCGUCCAGUUUAAUGAAGAAAGGCUGUUGGCCUUGGCGGAGAAGGCCAAGUUCUACCAGAUCUGUGAAUUUCUGUAUGAGAAGAGACAUCUCUAUGACAGGAUCAUUGACUGCUACCUGAGAGACUCGCUCAGAAAGGGUGAAAUCUUCAGCUAUAUCCACAAUCUGCUGUCCAUGCCUGGCUACAGUCCUGAGGAGAAGCAAGCAGUCAAGGGCAAAGCUCUGCAGCACAUUCAGGAGCUGGUGACCCUUGACCCCGCCAAAUCAGCUGACAUAGUGUUGUUUCACCUCACUGGGGAGGUGCAGCAGAUCAUCUCUCAGCUUCAGGAUGAUGAGCUCAUUUUCAAAUUCCUCAGCUGCCUCUUGGAGCCCAGGGAGGGUCAUCAUUCACAGACCGCCCUGCCUCGGGAACGGGACCUCCAUGAGCUCCAGCUGGACCUACUUUGCCGCUUCGCACCCGAGCAGCUCCUGAGCUUCCUGCAGACCUCCCAGCACUACAGACUGGAGGAGGCUAUACAAAUAACACAGAAACACCACCACAACGAGGCCACAGCUUAUCUGCUGGAGAAGAAGGGAGAUGUUCAUGGAGCCUUCACUGUCUUGUUAGAGACGCUGAAGGACAGACUGUGUUUCCUCACUGCAGAGCAGGACACUAGAGGAGGAGGAGGAGGAGGAGGAGACAGGUGGCAGGAUGAUGGUGGCGAUUCCACACUGACCAGAGUAAAGGAGUCACUGAAUGACAUCAUCUCCCUGUGUCAGCGAAGCUCACACAGCUUAUAUGAGCAACAACGAGAGGUUCUGUGGUUCCCUCUUCUGGAGGCCAUGAUGGAUUCUCAGAAACAAAUAAAAGGCUCUAAUGCCAAACAAACCUCUGAAGUGCUGAAGGAGCUGACCAUGAAGGUUCUCAACUGUAUGAGCAGCUUCAUUCCUCUGCCUGCCAUCAUCCAACGAAUACUACAGGACCCAGUUUAUGGGAAAGGAAAACUGGCAGAGAUCCAAGGCCUUAUUCUGGGAAUGCUGGACACUUUUAACUAUGAACAGACUUUACUUGAAACAACCACCAGUCUGUUGAACCAUGACCUCCACUGGUCCCUUGCUCACCUUCGCGCCGCUGUCACGAGGGGACUCCACCCUCGCCAGGAUCACUGUAACAUCUGCCUGCAGCAGUACAAGAGGAGGCAGGACUCAGCUGAAGAGAUCAUCGUGUUCAGCUGCGGUCACCUGUACCACGUUCAGUGCCUGCAGCAGAAGGACUGUGGGAGGAGCCUGUCCUCACAUCAGCAGCAGCAGCAGCAACGAUGGAGCUGCUACAAGUGUUCGUCCAGCCACGGAGGAAAAGCAGUGUCCUCCACUGAAACUAAGAGAGGACGCAGCACUUCUCUGGCACAGAAUCGUGUUACAUCCAUGCAUCAUGAUGCAGGAGCAGAGGCUCACAGGAAGAAGUUUUUUGUUGAAGCAUCACUGGACCCUCAGCAGGAACAGUCCUGGGAUCAGCUGCGCUGUUUAUACCGAGGACCAUCCAGGUUGUCCAUCCUUUCAGAACUCUCCCACUGCCAUAGCAAUGAGAGGGCGGGGCUUCUGAUUACCGCCCGACCAGGAGCAGAGAGUUUGCAGCUGAAGCUCUCUCCUCCUCCUCUGCUGGAGGAGUAACAACAAUCAGCUUUUUCUACCUUUGUCCAUCUCACUGGAUUUCUUCUCAUUUCACUGUGGAUUGUCAAUGUCUUCUUUGUUGUGAUACAUUUGAUUGAGAUUGUGUAACAAGUGUACAUAUAUGUACACCUAUAUGUGUAUAUAUAUAAAUACAUAUACAUAUAUAUACAUAUAUAAACAUAUAUAUGUAUAUAUACGUAUAUGUAUGUAUAUGUAUAUGUGUAAGCAAGGAUUCAAAUGAAUGGACAUUUAACCGACAGCAUCAUUUCACAAAGAGGGACUCUGAUGUUGUCCUUGUUUACAAUAUUCACUGAACCACUGGCACAAAUGAUCAGACAGAGUAACAACUUAAAAACAAGCCUCUGUCGGCCUCUGCUGGUCAUAUUGGCAAGUGUGGAAACACAGACAGACAGACAGACAGACAGACAGACACGCAGAGCCACUAAAACAAUACUUCACUCUCACUCUGUGAGGUGAAGUAAUAAUGCACCUAACAAAGCAAUAAUGAAAUUAUUAAACACUGGAUAUCUGAAGCAAGAUGUAACAAAUAUGGAGGGAGACAUUAAAGGAUUCAUUUGACCUGCUCUAGAUCACAAAUUCAAACCAGGAACCAGUGAUGCAGAAUGCAGAAGAUGCUGGAACAGGACCAUUACAGCAGUGUGCACACUAACUCACAGGGGACACUUUCAAAGUUUCAUAGAAUUACAAAAGAAAUUUGGAUUUAAAAAUAAAGACUUUUUUACAUACCUGCAAAUAUGAGAUUAUUAUGAUAAAAGAGUAAAACCAACAUUGUCUGAGGUGUGAUAGAUAUUCUGACUGAUACCUGUAGAAGUAAGAAACUGAAUAUAAAAUCAACUGAACUACUGUUCUUGGAUUACAAACUGGGGCCAGUUCUCUGAACCGGAGCCUUGUUCAAUGAUUUGACGUUACAUCCACUCUACUCCUGGGGUCUGUGUCGUACUACUUCCAUCCAUCCAUUAUCUACUGCUUUAUCCUCCACAGGAAGGUCACGGGGGUGCUGUGCCAAUCUCAGUUGACAUAGGGCAGUAGGCAGGUCACACCCUGUGUCACACCCUGUGUCACACCCUGGACAGUUCAAGAGUCCAUCGCAGGGCCACAUAUAGCAACAAACAACCAUAGAGUAAUCAGUUUACCUAAUCUCCAUAUUGUAUGUUUUUGGACUGUGGGAGGAAGCCGGAGAAAACCCACGCACACACGGGGAGAACAUGCAAACUCCAUGCAGAAAGACCCUUGUUCCACCCUGGACUUAAAGCCAGGUCUUCUUGCUGCAAAGGCAGGAGUGCUAACCACUACACCAACUGUGUGGCCCCAUAUUGUACAACUUAAGAAAAUGUUGUCCUGUAUUACUUUAAGGUUAUAAAUGGAAAAUGAGUGAAAGAAAAUCAAGCAUUAACUUUAAUAAAGCGGAAAACAAUGAAUACUCUGUACAUGUGCUCUGAAUAAGUGUAGGAUAAAAUUGUAGUUGUGCAAGCUAAGCCCCAGAGGGUGAUGUGUUUGUGUUGCACGUGAGGAAGGGUCGUCUCCUCCUCACACAGCGACGGGCUCCAGCAGGGCAUCCCACCGCCGCCUCCUCCUCCUCAGCUCACAAGGAACAUCAGGUCGCUCCUCACCACAGCUCAGUUACUGUUUCUGUAUAUUGUGUCGCAGCCUGGACGAGAUGAUGAGCACGAUAGUGAUGAUGAUAAUUGUUAUUAAUGUUAUUGAUUCAUGAAAUACACCCAGCUGUUCCUGGUCA